Acanthoscelides obtectus is the source of this 732-nucleotide messenger RNA. NCBI's taxonomy places the organism in Eukaryota, Metazoa, Arthropoda, Insecta, Coleoptera, Chrysomelidae. The record is from the annotation of a GenBank genome assembly.
GGUUUCUCACAAACCAGCUUGUUCUGAAUGAAGCAAAAACUGAAACUCUUUGUUUUGAAACUAAACCUGUCAGUACGGUUGGAACAACGACAAAAACUAAAUUUCUGGGUGUAGUGUUGAGCACUAGUCUGUUGUAUAAUGACUAUGUAAAUAUUUUAUGUAGUAAAUUAAACUGGCCAAUUUAUGCUAUACGGCAAAUAAAAUAUACCGUCAACGAAAUAGCUGCAAUUACAGCUUAUUAUUCUCUUUUUGAUUCUAUUCUACGUUAUGGACUUUUAGUUUGAAGCUCUGCAGCUAAUAUACAUAUUGAAAAAAUGUUUAAAGUUCAGAAAUCUGCAAUAAGGUGCAUUGCUAGUUUAAAGCAACAUGAAUCGUGUAGGCCUUGCUUCAGAUCAUUGAAUAUAAUAACUUUGUAUGGCCUGAUUAUCUAUGAAAAAUAUGUAUUGGCUAGAACCAACAGUGAAGAAAUCAAAUUGUACAAUGCGUUGCCAGAUGAGGUGAGAUCGCUUCAGCUGAGCAGAUUUAAAUGUAAAUUGAAAUCUGUAUUAACUAGAGCUUGUAUUUACAGCUUUGAGGAAUAUUAUGCUUUGGCAAGAGAUAGGCAGGCCUUCUUGACUAAAUUGAAUGGAUAAUUUAAUAAUGUUCUUGAUAUUUUGCUAUAUUAUUAUGGUUAGAGUACUUUUAUGUCUGCGAUACUGCACUUUUCUUUUUUCAAUACUGACAUGUCUAUGA